CAGAACUAUUAUUUUCUAAAAUUCAGAUGAAGCUCGCGCUGGUUUUAUGGGCUUUUCUGGGCUUGGGCCGAGAAACGUUAUAAUAGCCAUUGGUUCCUUCUCAGCCACAUCAUGGGCCGGGCUCGGAGCAACAACAGCAGCAGCAGUGGAGAGGAAGACGGCGAUGCCGAGUGGAGGGCCGCCAUAGAUUCUGUAACCGCCUGUACCGCCACCUUUACCAAGCAAGAUCCCGACGGUCCUCCGGCAUCUUCCGUCCGCCAUGGAACCCGUGAAGGCGAGGACGGAAAACAAAAACCCCAAAAACUUAAACAUUACCAAAUCAAGUUUCAAGCAUAAUUUUGAUAUUAAAUUUAUAAAUCUGCAGGCACAGAAACUAUUGGAAGACAUGUUAGACAAGGAAAUUGAAGUGGUUAGCUAUACAACUCAUAGUGUAGAUGAAAAUCGUGCAUUCAAUGAUGUUGGAGUUCGACUUUUUAGACGUGCUCCUGCAGGGAUAGUAUUUGAUCGCUUAGCGUGUAUGUUUCUGUUAUUAGAUGAGCAUCAAGGGCCGAAAAAGAAACCCAGAAUUAUCCCUAGAGAAGUGCUUGGUGAAACAUCAAAAGAGUUUAGGAAGCAACUCAAAUCUGCUGCCGUUGAUGGGGCCAAUAUAAUUGCUGCAGCUAAAACUGCACGCGAGAAGUCGUUAGCUAAGCUUGAAGCUCGAGAAGCAGCUGCUAAAGCAGCAAGAGAAAGAGAGGAACAACGUGUAGCUGAGCUUAAAAGGAUUAGGGGAGAAAGAUGGCUUCCUUCAAUUGCAAGACAAAUGCGACUAACCACUCAAUGCAAAAAGUGAUUUUGUGUUUUCAUUGCCGGGAGAUAACAUUUUUAUGGCUCCGUAUGACGUGCAAAGUUUGGGAGUUUUAAGCUCGUAUCUUGCCCACCCUUAGCAAAAAUCGACCAAGAGUAUGUGCAGGUUUGAUGGAGAUUUUGGAUUGUUUGUGUGCAUGGACUUCUGUUAAAAAAAAAAAUGUUCUUUAAUUUGAGAGGAAGAAAGUGAUGUUUCUUGUUUGUGAGUCAUGUGAAAAACAAUUUUGUCUACCUCUAUAGUUUUGUUUGCACAAUUUCCUUCACCAUUAUAAACUUCUUUAAGAACCAUCAGCGUUUUUGUUGGGCUUGAUUAUUUGAAAUGGACAAAAAAAUGACAUUAUGAAUACCGAA
This is a messenger RNA of Striga asiatica, 1197 nucleotides long. The record is from the annotation of a GenBank genome assembly. Lineage: Eukaryota; Viridiplantae; Streptophyta; Magnoliopsida; Lamiales; Orobanchaceae.